Cornus florida is the source of this 1513-nucleotide messenger RNA. RefSeq names its product FHA domain-containing protein DDL-like. Lineage: Eukaryota; Viridiplantae; Streptophyta; Magnoliopsida; Cornales; Cornaceae. Gene Ontology annotation, molecular function: mRNA binding; protein binding. The transcript is spliced from 11 exons. Gene Ontology annotation, cellular component: nucleus. The coding region runs from base 330 to 1370 and encodes 346 amino acids. The record is from RefSeq and is a predicted model, not a curated record.
AUUUGUUCCACCGGACUCAACCUUCUAAUCAUUCUCGCAUGGGAGGGCGAUGAAAUGAGUCAAAUGACACUUAUGCUAAACCCUUCGUUAAACCCUAGAGAUUGUUGUUCUUCCUCUCCUGAUAUUCUGUGUGUGCUUCUAGCAGAAUAUGCAAUUAUUUUGUUGUAGAUGAAAUGUAAAUUUUAAAAUAAAUUUGAGAAAGAGAAAGGAAUUAAAUUUUUAUACAGUACAUUUUAAAAUUAGGUGACCUUUUUUAUUUUUUCUAAUUGCCCAAUUUAUAUACGUUACAUAUUUUUAAUCCAGAUAAAUAUGUGUAUUGGAGGUAAUCAAUGGUGCGUAAUUUAACAAAUGAUUCAGAAUCUCCGGUUAAGGGACGUAGAUCUCCGAGUAGAAGAGGCCCAUCUCGAAGAGAAAGAUCUCCUGUUCGGCAUCGGAGUUCACACCCAACAAGCUCACCACCAAGAGAGAAACCUUCUAGUCGCACCAAAGCUACGCACAGGGAAACGGGUUCAGAUAGAGAAGAUUCGAGUGAGAGAAGGGAGAGAAGUUCAGGAAGGGAUGCUGCUGUUGAUAGAGGUUCUUCUAGGUCAAAACAUGGGCGGUCAGCUUCGGCUUCAGAUCAUCAUCACAAGGGUACAAAUUCAAUAGAAGAUGAACAACGCGCAAGAGAAGAUGAACAACGGCAUCUACUUGAAAUUGCAUACCAGAUUCUUGACAUAUCAUUGGCUUCCCCAGUGGAACUUUUGGGCAGCAAUGGUGAUGAUGAUUCAGUAGCUAAAAUGAAGGCUGCUGAAGAGGCCCUAGAAGUAAAGGAAAAGCAAAAACCUUCAUUUGAGCUCUCUGGAAAACUUGCUGUGGAAACCAAUCGAGUCAGAGUCGUGACACUGCUGUUCACUGAACCCCCAGAUGCCUGGAAACCAGAUAUAAGAUGGCGACUGUAUGUUUUCAAGGGUGGUGAAGUGCUUAAUGAGCCCCUUUAUAUACAUCGUCAAAGCUGUUACCUUUUCCGGAGUGAGCGGAGGGUAGCAGACAUCCGUACAGAUCACCCAUCUUGCAGCAAACAACAUGCUGUUCUUCAGUACAGGCAAGUAGGCAAGGAGCAAGCUUAUGGUACGUUAUCAAAGCAAGUUAGGCCAUACUUAAUGGAUCUUGGAAGCACAAAUGGAACUUUUCUUAAUGAUAAUCGCAUUCACCUUGAACGCUAUUAUGAACUUUUUGAAAAAGACAGUAUUAAGUUUGGUAAUACCGGGAGUAUGUGCUACUACACGAGAACUCAGCUGGAUGAUAACAUCUCAUGGUUGCUCCAGUUUGGUUUUCUCUUAUCAGUAUGUGAGAGUUUUAUUAACAUUAUCUUUGUGCAUCGACACUAACAAGACACCUUAAUUUAAGUGUUGAACUUUUCGAAGUGCCUUUCUUGCAACAUUUUAUAACUAUUACAGAUCCGCAUCACUUGAUGGAAGUCUCAUGUCUCUGUUUUUUUGGCCCCGGAAAAGUAAUUGUUUAUUUCAUGAAA